Molecule: messenger RNA, 1487 nt
Organism: Musa acuminata AAA Group (dessert banana)
Lineage: Eukaryota; Viridiplantae; Streptophyta; Magnoliopsida; Zingiberales; Musaceae
Product: homocysteine S-methyltransferase 2-like
Exons: 8
Coding region: 87-1109 (340 amino acids)
Biological process (GO): S-methylmethionine cycle
Molecular function (GO): zinc ion binding; S-adenosylmethionine-homocysteine S-methyltransferase activity
Source: RefSeq, a predicted model, not a curated record
GAUGGCGGCGUCCCUCACUCCUCUCCUCUCCUUCCCCACUCCCCUCUUCUGCCUCCGUCUCACCCUUUCUGUGUUAUAGAGAUGCGAUGGGAUUUGGGGGCGGCGACCCGGAGGCGCUGAUGAGGGACUUCCUCCGCGAGCUCGGAGGCUGCGCGGUGAUCGACGGCGGGCUCGCGACGGAGCUCGAGGCCAACGGCGCGGAUCUCAAUGACCCUCUCUGGAGCGCCAAAUGCCUCAUUAGCUCCCCCCACCUCAUCCGCAAGGUCCAUCUGGACUAUCUUGAAGCUGGUGCAAAUAUUAUAAUCACUUCAUCCUAUCAGGCUACCAUUCAGGGUUUCGAAUCAAGAGGCUUCUCUGCAGAAGAAAGUGAAGCCUUAUUGCAGAAAAGUGCUGAAAUUGCAUGUGAAGCACGUGAUAUAUUUUAUAAAGGAUGCUCAAAAGGAUUUGAAAAUCAUAAUGAAACUAAGAAGCACACUGUAUUGGUGGCAGCUUCUAUAGGAAGCUACGGAGCAUAUCUAGCAGAUGGUUCUGAGUAUAGUGGGGAAUAUAGCAAAGAAAUGACCCUCGAAAAGUUGAAGAAUUUUCACAGGAGAAGAGUUGAAGUCCUUGCAGAAUCUGGUGCUGAUUUAAUUGCUUUUGAAACAAUUCCUAAUAAAUUGGAAGCUCAGGCAUAUGCUGAACUUCUUGAGGAAAAUAAUACAAGGACUCCAGCUUGGUUUUCUUUUAAUUCAAAAGACGGCGUUAAUGUGGUCAGCGGAGAUUCAUUGAUUGAAUGUGCCUCUAUUGCUGAUUCAUGCAAGAAGGUUGUUGCCAUCGGAAUAAAUUGCACCCCCCCAAGAUUCAUCCAGGGAUUAAUUCUCUCAAUUAGGAAGGUGACGAAGAAACCAAUUCUGAUAUAUCCAAACAGUGGAGAGAGAUAUGAUGCUGAAAAAAAGGAAUGGGUGAGCAUAGCGAAGACUAGCAGAAACUUACGGUUUUGUACACUGAACUACUGGAGUGGCAGUCGGGGAAAUUUCCAUGGCCUAACGAUCAGUUUCUCAAAAUCUCAUCUUUCAAUGAAUAUCAUGUUACUAAUAGCCUAUCCAAGUGAUUAUAGUUUGUCACUGUAAUAGCAUCCAAGUAUUGACAUCCACCGGUGUUACGGAUGAGGACUUUGUCUCUUAUGUAAGGGUAUGGUGUGAAGCUGGAGCCUGCCUCAUUGGCGGCUGUUGCAGGACUACUCCAAAUACUAUAAGAGGCAUUUCAAAGGUUCUUCAGAAGUAAUUCGUUUCUAGUGAGUCAAAACCAUAAGACUUUUGUAGAACUCUAUGGCAACUUAAGUAAGAUCUAUCUAUCUAAUAGUGAGUGGUCUAAUGCUGAGCUCUGCCUAUAAUCCUUUAUUGAUGUUAAAAGUUUUCUGAUAGUGGAUUUCUAUCUGCAUUUUGAAGAAUUUUGUUGAACACUGGUUUGUGGCUGUUUUGUAUUGUUACAGUUAUGAUUUUUAGGUA